Molecule: messenger RNA, 642 nt
Organism: Mycotypha africana
Lineage: Eukaryota; Fungi; Mucoromycota; Mucoromycetes; Mucorales; Mycotyphaceae
Product: NLI interacting factor
Exons: 4
Coding region: 1-642 (213 amino acids)
Molecular function (GO): protein serine/threonine phosphatase activity
Source: RefSeq, a predicted model, not a curated record
AUGAAUAAAAAUAGCAACAGCACUACGAAAACCAAUACAUCAAACACUGUCCAUAUCAGAAAUACGAUACCCUCCACCCAAUAUUACAAAAACAAGACGCUCAUAUUAGAUUUAGACGAGACAUUGGUUCAUUCUAUUCGACUCGGUAACAACAGUAACAGUAGUAAAAUAAGCCCGUCCAUCGUACGUAAGAGUAUCGAGGUUCAUUGUGAUAAACAAUCGCUCAUGUAUGAAGUAUACAAACGACCCCACGUAGAUUUCUUUCUAAAAACUAUAAGUCAGUGGUAUAAAAUUGUCAUUUACACAGCUUCCAUGGCAGAAUAUGCCGACCCCGUGAUAGACUGGCUUGAUCAAGAGAAUAAUUUGAUUUCACAAAGAUUCUUUCGACAGUCGUGUGUCAUUGUCAAUGGCAACUAUCUCAAAGACUUGACUUUAGCAGAGAAAGAUUUAUGUAAAGUGUGUCUCGUAGAUAACAGUCCUGUUGCUUUUGAUUUAUUUAAAGAAAAUGGUGUGGCUUUACCUACUUGGAUCUCCAACCCCAACGAUGAAAGUUUAUUAGAUCUAUUACCGUUUUUGGAUGCACUCAGAUUUGCUGCCGAUGUAAGAAGUAUUUUGAAGCUACAGAAUGUUGUUAGUGAUUGA